UAUAAGACAUCUGAGGUUGUUUGAGCACUAAGUGCAUCCUUGAUUAAGCUGGAAAAGUCGUGAAUAAUCCCGUCUCUCGCGAGUGGGUAUCCUUAACGCAAGUAGGUAUUGAUUCUGGUCAUUACAUGCACAACAGGCAGUGAUCAUGACAUUGUAGUGAAGAAGAUUUAGGAUGAAGUAAUGAUGGACAGAGAUCUUGCGACUCGCAAACGAAAGAAAAGUAUAGAGGAUGUUGCUAGGAAUGCAAAGAAAUCAUUAAAAAAUGGAUCAGGGUCAGAUGAAGAAGAUGAAGAGCUCUUUUCCUGGGAAGAAUAUUUAAAGAAGUAUCAUGCUAAGGCUGUUCCUAAGGAAACAUUUAAACAUGUACAAGACACAAAAGUCCAAGGGUUUGUUCCCGGUAUGAAAUUGGAAUCCAUGGAUCGUACAUCAUUAGAGGCUGAUACCUACUGGGUAGCUACAGUUGUCAUGGCAUCUGGACCACUGCUUCUGUUACGGUAUGAUGGCUACGAUGAUGAUCGCAGUGGAGACUUCUGGUGUGAUGCAGCAUCUGAUGAUCUUCAACCUGUUGGCUGGUGUGCAAGAAAUAAUCACAUACUUAUCCCUCCUGCAGGAUAUCUUGUUCAUCCCUUCAACUGGCAGACAUACCUUGAACAUACAAACUCGACUGCAGCUGCCGACUCUCUGUUUACUUUGGCAGUUCCACCUCAUGAGUUUGAUAUCGGAAUGAAGCUCGAAGCAGUCGAUCAAACAGAUCCCAGCACCAUAACAGUAGCUUCGGUCUCACAAGUGGUCGGACGCACCAUAUGUGCCUGGGUGUGUUUUCAGAGAUCAAAUCCAGAUGAAGAAAAUCAGCUGAAGCCAGGAUUGAAGUUAGAGGUGCUGCACAAGAAUGAUCCACUCAGUUACUGGGUUGCAUCAGUGGUAGAUUCCUAUGGUUUGAGGCUAAGAUUACGACUAGAAGGAUCGGAAGAUGAAGCCAAUGAUGUAUGGGUUUAUUUCCUGUCAGACACUGUUCACCAACUUGGUUGGGGGAAGAAAAAGAAGUUGAGACUCAACAUUCCUCCUGAUCUAAAGACAAGGUAUCCAUCAAAAGACUGGGCACAAAUCAGAGGAAGGCUUCUUGGUAUUUGUAAUAUGACAUCAAAUGACAUGUCACUCAACGAGGCACUAAACAAGUCAUCGGAUCUUUUUCCAGUUGGAUGGUGUAGCAUGAAUGGGCACCCACUCAUUACAUCGAACGUUCAGCGUCCUCCUGAGGAAAACAGGCGUCUUGCUUCGCUGAGCGUGAUUCAGCGUGACACAAAUCACCUACAGAACGCUAACAUGACAUCCAUAAACACUGAAAACGAAGCCAAAAUGGACUUCAGUUCUCACACAGACAAAACGGAGUCUUGUUCUCUCGAAGAGAUAAAGACAAAGUCGCAGGAGAAACAGUCACCCAUAUCCUCUAAGGGUAAAUAUGAUUUGCGGCCCUCGACACUUGUCCCGCGGGGUUACGGUGGAGAGAAAGAGGAAGAAAGUGCGGAAAAGAAGAAAGUUGAAGCUGUGAUUGAUUUGACGGAAGACGACGAGGUUGAGGUGGAGGCAAGGGAAAGUAAGCCUGUUGAAACCAAAGCAGGUCUACCUUCGAAGGAUGAUUCAAUUUCCUUUACAGGGAUCUGUAUUUAUGUCAAGAAAUCCUGUGAACCGGGCCCGUUUCUUAAGCAAGCUAAAGUAGCAAGUCUUCCUGCUGUCAUUGGUCCAGCGGGUCCCAAUAUUGUCUUAAGACAACUUGUUGAGCAAAUUGUUCUCAGCGCUCAUUCGUCGAAACAAGUUCUGAAGCUGCUUGCUUCUGAGACUGAUAAAAUGACUAUUUCUUCAAUUUUGAAGACGUUAAAAAACAAACUUUCUUUGUGCGAGAAUCUCACCAGCUUAAAUAAA
Molecule: messenger RNA, 1920 nt
Organism: Pocillopora damicornis (cauliflower coral)
Lineage: Eukaryota; Metazoa; Cnidaria; Anthozoa; Scleractinia; Pocilloporidae
Biological process (GO): negative regulation of DNA-templated transcription
Cellular component (GO): nucleus
Molecular function (GO): histone binding; chromatin binding
Source: RefSeq, a predicted model, not a curated record